Tuber melanosporum (Perigord truffle) is the source of this 1850-nucleotide messenger RNA. RefSeq lists its product as uncharacterized. Gene Ontology annotation, cellular component: anaphase-promoting complex. Gene Ontology annotation, molecular function: protein binding; ubiquitin ligase activator activity; anaphase-promoting complex binding. Bases 231 to 1850 code for a protein of 539 amino acids. The record is from RefSeq and is a predicted model, not a curated record. Gene Ontology annotation, biological process: positive regulation of anaphase-promoting complex-dependent catabolic process; anaphase-promoting complex-dependent catabolic process; positive regulation of ubiquitin protein ligase activity. The transcript has 5 exons. Lineage: Eukaryota; Fungi; Ascomycota; Pezizomycetes; Pezizales; Tuberaceae.
AUCAUCACCCCUACUUGCACGACAACCACACACACCCCUCCACAACCACUCUCAUCAACACCCAGAACUUCGUCUCCGCCGACAAUUGAUCCAAGUCCGUUCGUCGUAUACUGGCGCUAGAUCGCUUCUCUGGUGCGAUUCAUAAUUUUUUUUUCGGCACGCCCUCACCAUCGCCACAACACCUCCCAAGCUAGCUGCCAUUAGGCCCCGCUAGCUCCCCCAAUUCCACCAUGAGAGGUGGUUCCGAAUUCGAGAAUCGGGUUCGACACAGCACCUCGAAGCCGCCAAAGACCCCAACGGAAUCACCUGCUUCAAAACAAACUGUUGGUCCCGACGCCGAUGCCCUGAGAGCGGCUUUAAGCGAUGCUGUAGCGACACCGGCACCUUCACCGAGCAGGAAGCGGCAGCGAGUAAUCUACGGUGACCGAUUUAUUCCAAAUCGUGAAGGCAUUGAUUUGCAGGCAAGUUACAGUUUACUACAUGCCGAGGGAUCGCCCUCAACACCCCAGAAACCCCAGAAGAGGACACCCCAUGGUGAACUUCACUUUCAAAAAACCGAAGAAGCGAACCGUACCUUUUCGACACUUCUUCGAUCAGAGCUCUUCCAUAAUGAAAUACCACAAUCUACACCUGCAUCUUUAAGUACUCGUAAUUCUGCUGUUCGGGAGGCUCGAGCUCGCACACCCCCAACAAGUAAUGGAUCAUCUACAAAAGCUCCCUCAACACCUUCAAAAAAUUUAUUCACAUACAUGUCACCGAAAACUCGAACGCCUCAAACUCGACAUGGGCCGAAGGUUGAUACCAGGUCUGAGAUAUAUUCCCUAUCUCCUGUGAGGUUUGAUAGUCAACGCAUGCUGUUAUCGCCACGGAAACAGCCGAGAACGGUCAGCAAAGUACCCUAUAAAGUACUCGAUGCACCCGAACUAGCCGACGACUUUUAUCUGAACCUGGUAGAUUGGGGAAGCACAAAUAUAUUAGGAGUUGGGUUGGGUAGCUGUGUUUACAUGUGGAAUUCAGCAUCUGGCAUGGUGACCAAGUUGUGUGAUUUGGGAGCAGAUGAUACUGUGACUAGUGUAUCUUGGAUUCAGAGAGGAUCUCACGUUUCGAUCGGGACGAAUAAGGGGUACGUCCAAAUUUGGGACGCCAAAGAAUGCCGCCGCCUGCGCGUGAUGACAGGACACACUGCACGAGUUGGGGCUCUUGCUUGGAACGACCACAUUUUGACAUCCGGUUCGAGGGAUCGUACAAUAUAUCAUCGAGACGUGCGAGCACCUGUUCAAUCUGUUGCAAAGCUCUCAGGGCACAAGCAGGAAGUUUGCGGCUUGAAGUGGAACUGCGAGGAUGGUCAACUCGCGUCCGGUGGAAACGAUAAUAAGCUCUUUGUCUGGGACAAACUAAACGAGCAGCCGCUGUACAAAUUUACUGAACAUACUGCUGCCGUCAAAGCAAUUGCCUGGUCACCACAUCAACAUGGGACGCUUGCUUCUGGCGGUGGGACAGCUGAUCGGCGCAUAAAAUUCUGGAAUACUCUCACUGGGCAGCCAAUCAACGAGAUCGAUACUGGCAGCCAAGUGUGUAACCUUGCCUGGAGCAAAAACUCCAAUGAGAUUGUCAGUACUCAUGGGUACUCGGAAAAUCAAAUUGUCGUCUGGAAAUAUCCUAGCAUGAGCCAGGUCGUCAGCCUCACAGGUCACACCUAUCGAGUACUGUACCUGGCCAUGUCACCGGACGGCCAGGUCAUCGUCACAGGUGCCGGAGAUGAAACUCUUAGAUUCUGGAACUGUUUUGCCAAGAACAAAAACGAAGGCCGCAUAAGUGUGGCCCUCGAUCCAUUCCAACAGAUAAGGUAG